Hemibagrus wyckioides is the source of this 2318-nucleotide messenger RNA. RefSeq names its product prostaglandin E receptor 1c (subtype EP1) (gene ptger1c). The record is from RefSeq and is a predicted model, not a curated record. Gene Ontology annotation, biological process: adenylate cyclase-activating G protein-coupled receptor signaling pathway; positive regulation of cytosolic calcium ion concentration; inflammatory response. Gene Ontology annotation, cellular component: plasma membrane. Lineage: Eukaryota; Metazoa; Chordata; Actinopteri; Siluriformes; Bagridae. Gene Ontology annotation, molecular function: thromboxane receptor activity; prostaglandin E receptor activity. The transcript is spliced from 2 exons. The coding region runs from base 47 to 1174 and encodes 375 amino acids.
GGUGCACAUCUGAAAGCUGGCCUCCACCGCCUCUGAUCACCUCACCAUGGAUUUUGUCUUCACCUCCUCUGGUCCUACCACAUGUCAAGACUUGAACCUGUCGUUCUUCAGUCGACAUGAUUCAAACUCCACAUCUCCCUCAACUCUUCCCCCACCGAACUUUGGGUUGUCCUACUUCACCAUGACCUUCGGGAUCCUCUCCAACCUGAUCGGCCUGGCCAUCGUCUCGGCCUCCUACACCCGCUUCCACCACCGAGCCAAGACCCCAUUUCUGCUGCUGGCAGCUGCUCUGCUUUUGAGUGACCUGGCGGGUCAUUUGGUCACCGGUGCAUUCGCCUUGCACCUGCAUCUUGGAAGACUCAGGAGGCAACGAGCAGCGAGCAGGGAGGCAAGUGGCCCCCCUCAGGUUUUUUGCAAACUCUUCGGGGCCUGCAUGGUCUUCUUUGGCUUGACUCCUCUCCUCUUGGGUAGCGCCAUGGCUGUUGAGAGGUGUGUGGGCAUCACACAACCUCUCCAGCAUUCUGCUUUGGCAACGACAGCCCACGUUCGCCUCUGUGUCCUCCUGCUCAUCACUGUGGCCUUUACCUUAGCGGCACUCCCCUUGCUCAACGUGGGUACUUACGAACCUCAGUUCCCAGGUACCUGGUGCUUCCUUCCUGUUCACGGUGCACUCUCGAGCGCUGACGCCGGCCUGGCACUGACCUUCUCCAGCCUGGGCCUGGCAGCUCUAACAGUCUCUGUACUGUGUAAUGCUGUGAGUGGGCUGACGCUGCUGCAGGCCAGGUUUAACAACCAAGGGGCAAAACUGACCGCCUCCAGGAGACGCAGAUCGUCUAUGUCGUCUGUACAUUCGCUGGAUGUGGAGAUGAUGGUGCAGCUGGUGGUCAUAACCGUGGUGUCCUCUGUCUGCUGGAGUCCUUUCCUCAUUUACAUCUCCAUGUCAGUGAGACAGUUCUACAGAGGAAACACCAAUCCAGACCCACAGUAUGAGCGGCUGCUGCUGCUGGGCUUGAGGAUGGCAUCCUGGAACCAGAUCCUGGACCCGUGGGUGUACAUCCUCCUGAGACGGGCCGUGCUGAGGCGGGUGUGCGGUCUGCUGUGGCCCAGCAGGGUCAUUUUAACCCAGAGCAGCUCGUGUAGGAGUUCAGAGCGACAGGAAAUCAAUUUACACUAACAUCACCACUAAAUCGUCGUUUUGUUCUGAUCAUGUUCCUGUACACGAGCCUUCUGCGAGGCUUAUCUCCAAAUCAAACAGAAUACAUGUCACACCAACAUGCACCAGGUUUGUUAGGCAUGUACAAACGACUGGAGAUUUGCUCUAAUAUUAAGGGCUGACUUCUGAGAGUUGGACUGAUAUUUUAGAAAAGUUUAAAUUAUUUAUGAAUUUUUCUGUCUAAACCAGGUUUGACUCUGGAAAUAUUGGCACCUGUCAUGAAUAUGAGAAAAAUUAAUAUAUAGAAGGAACAGCGAAUACAGUCAGUGAUGAUUUUAAACAUUUUUGGGGGGAAAACACUAGUUUGGAAAGAUUUGUAUGUAACAUAUGAGAGGAAUACAUGCGUCAAAUGUGCUGUGUGUCAUUCAAAGAAACACUGGAUACAAGCAUACACUGGAAAAAAGCUUUUCAUUUCUGAUACUGAAACACUUCUAGGUAUUGUAGGAUUCGACCUAGAUCCUUUAAAGGACAACCGAAGAACCCUGACCCUUUGUUCACACUAGUAAUCGACACUAACACAGUUACAAGCGACUUUUUCCCAUGUGCUUUUCAUGAGCGAGUUGUGAUGACAAGCGACAUGUGAAAUGAAUCCUGCUCGAUUCUGUGUGAAUCAUGUACAACAUAUAACUCCCUCAUUUUACCCUGUCAUAUAAGACUUCUAAUUAAAUGUGUUGAGAAACAACAAGAAGGAAAAUAAAUCUGCUAGUAGCAGACACUGUUUGUUGAUGCCUCAGGUGAGCGUACGUAGCUAGGUACAAUUAGCUAUUCUGCCAAAACAAAGCUAAGCACAAAGCCUAGCGUAUAUCAUGUAACCAGUUUCUACACCGAUUAGUGUAUUAUUUAAGUUGUGUUCAAAAAGAAUUAUCAUAUGAAGUGAUAUAUAGCUGCUACUACUGUUUGAAAAAUACUCCAGACAGGCCACACACAAACUACAACACAGGCGUUCCCUACACGCCUACAUUCAAUGUGACGCAAAUUAGUGCCAGUGUGAACAUAGGAUUAAGAGUAUUAUUUCUUUUACUUUGUGAAAGUUUUACUCUUCAUAUAUAUUUGUAGCAUUUUACACAAUCAUUCUUCCCAUUCUCAUAAAGGUUGCCACUCAUAC